Molecule: messenger RNA, 1027 nt
Organism: Mercenaria mercenaria
Lineage: Eukaryota; Metazoa; Mollusca; Bivalvia; Venerida; Veneridae
Exons: 4
Coding region: 1-891 (296 amino acids)
Source: RefSeq, a predicted model, not a curated record
AUGUUGUCUAUGAAAACUUUAAAAUCAUUUAUUUCAGAACCUUGUGGAAACGAGGAGAUUCAGAAGGUUCAGAAAAGUAUAAGCGAAAAUUUGUCGAGGACAGAGGAGGAAUUAGAUGCAGAAUUCAAACAAAGGCACAGACAUAUUGUCGAACUUGAAAAGAAGAAGAGAGUUACAGCCGAACUUGAAGAACAAAAGCAGAGAGAAGCUGCUUUGGAAAGUUACUUUAGUUCAGCUGGUAGUAAAAUAGUAACAAAACAAAGCUGGAACGAGCCGGAUGUACUCACUGCAGAUGUAUUUUGUAAAGAAUUGCAGAUCUACAAGGAAAAUAACGAUAUAAGUGAAAAACAAGAAAAGUUAUGUAAGUUCACAAAACGUUGUAUUAUAGAAGAAAACGAAAAGUGCCCGAUGACAGAUGUUGAAUUAAUACUAGAUUUUUCCUUUGAAAGUUCGAAAAAAAUCAAAAUAACAACAGGGACUGGUGAACAAAAGAUACGUACAUUUUUUGAUGAAAAAGAUGAGCCUAGAUUUCAAUGGGAGGAGACUUGCUACAAAAGAAGAUUAUGGGUGUUUGUUAGAACAUUUCUUAAAACAGAAAACGUUAAAGACAUGGUGAAAAAACUACUAUCAAAUCCGACCAGCGUGUUCCAAAAUGCCGUGAAUGCAUUCCAUAGUGUGAUUUUAUGGUUAACUGUCAAUAAGUUAAAGUCUGAUGAAAAGCAGACAAUUGAUGAAUCAGGAAAACAUGAAUCUAGUAAAAACAAAUCUCGAAAUGGUUCUGAGCAGGUCGAUUCUGAAGAAAACCUUGAAGAUCAAUCUAAAGCAAAGAAACAAGGUGUGCUUAAAGCUGUCAAAAGUCAUUUGUCAGAAAGCAUAAAGUCUAAGUUGUAAAAUAAAAUAAUUAUGUAAAAAUAUAACAUUUACAUGUAAUGAACAUGAUUAUGAUAUGCAUACAGUACCUAUGUAACAGUUUGUUAUAAAUAGAAACAUGAUACAUUAUCAUCAUUAAAAUCAACUUGAAAUGUUA